AUGAAAGUCAAUGAUCUUAAUCCAUACCGGCUCGGACGUCGCCCGGGUGAACAAGGUCCGCGUCCUCUGUCAGGUAACCAGGGCAGAGUCGAAAAGUUGGUUACUGGAAAACUUUCAAACACCAGAAAACCAAAACCAAAACCAAAUAACAUUUCAACUAGCACCAAUGGAAUGAGAUUAAGAAAAGAAAUCUUAACAAUCGGAACAUGGAAUGUUAGAACUCUAUGGGAAACAGGAAAACUAGAUCUACUCAGAAAUGAACUAAAACGUUUCAGAUACGAUAUAAUUGGUGUUUCAGAAAUUAGAUGGACAGGAAAAGGAGAAACAACUACUGGAGAUUUUAUAUGGUCAGGGGAAGAAAACAUUCAUGCUAAUGGAGUAGGGUUUUUAUUAAGCAGGAAUGCUAAAAAUGCUUUAAUUGGAUAUAAUCCAAUUAAUUCACUAAUAAUCACAGCAAGAUUUAAUGCAACUCCAUUUAAAAUCACGGCAAUUCAUGUAUACGCACCAACUUCUGCAUCUUCAGAUGAGGAAAUCGAGGCAUUUUACAACUGCAUCGCGAAUAUUCUAGCUAAGGUUCCUAAGAAAGAUCUUAUUCUUAUGUCUGGCGAUUGGAAUGCGAAAGUUGGUAACGAUAACACUGGAUGGAAUUCCGCGAUGGAUAAUGGUGGAGGAGAUAUAGUAAUAAAAGAAUUAGAAGAAAUUUCCCCACCAAUUCAGCAAGAAUCUCAUGAUAUCCUAUUUUCGGAGGUAGAACUAGCUAUACAGUCAUUAAAAAAGAAUAAAAGUCCUGGUUUAGAUGGAAUCCAAGCUGAAUUAUUACAAAAUGGUGGAGAGUCAUUAGCACAUGAAAUUCACAAAGUCUGUAAUAAAAUAUGGCAUAGCGAAGUGAUUCCAGAAGAUUGGGGAAAGUCAAUUUUGAUCCCAUUACCUAAAAAAAGGGAAUUUAUCAGAAUGUUCAAAUUACAGAACUAUUUCCCUCAUUAAUCAUAUUAGCAAAAUCUUUUUAAUAAUACUACUAAACAGACUUCAAUAUCAAUUGAAUUCCUAUCUUUCUGAAGAACAAUCAGGGUUCAGAAAAGAUAGAAGUACUGGUCAUCAAAUCCUAAUAUUGAGACUUAUAGCGGAAAAGGCAAAAAGGAAAAGUAAAAAGAUCUAUAAUUGUUUCAUAGAUUUCCAGAAAGCUUUUGACACUGUUAAUCAUAAAGUUUUGUGGGCAGUAUUGAAAUCUUAUGGUGUCGAUGAUAAAUUAACCAGGUUAUUAAAGGAAAUCUAUGGGAAAGCUCAGUCAGCUGUCAGAAUAAAUAAGGA
Rotaria sp. Silwood2 is the source of this 1308-nucleotide messenger RNA. The record is from the annotation of a GenBank genome assembly. NCBI's taxonomy places the organism in Eukaryota, Metazoa, Rotifera, Eurotatoria, Philodinida, Philodinidae.